AUGCACUUUUCAACAAUUCUUGUCCCCGUGGCCUUGGCUGCUCUGCAAGUUAGCGCUGCGGCACCCGAAUUUUGCGCCUAUUUCACUGGCAGUAACAAGUCGCGUAGGCAGGUUGGGGUUGUCAGAAUUGGCGAAAUAGAUACUAUUAUAGCCGAUGGGACGGAAUUGGUAGUUCAUGCGCAAGACUCUCGAUGCCAAGUUAUUCUUGCCAAUGGCAAACCAGGACCGGAAUGGCUUUCCGCCGACCCUGUCUAG
Pyricularia grisea is the source of this 255-nucleotide messenger RNA. RefSeq lists its product as uncharacterized. Bases 1 to 255 code for a protein of 84 amino acids. The transcript has a single exon. The record is from RefSeq and is a predicted model, not a curated record. Lineage: Eukaryota; Fungi; Ascomycota; Sordariomycetes; Magnaporthales; Pyriculariaceae.